Penicillium maclennaniae is the source of this 2043-nucleotide messenger RNA. RefSeq names its product polysaccharide lyase family 26 protein. The coding region runs from base 1 to 2043 and encodes 680 amino acids. The transcript is spliced from 5 exons. The record is from RefSeq and is a predicted model, not a curated record. Lineage: Eukaryota; Fungi; Ascomycota; Eurotiomycetes; Eurotiales; Aspergillaceae.
AUGCAUCAAUCAGGCCAAGCCUUCGUUCUAGAGGCCGAUCAUGGAGAGUGGCCCGUCGAAUCUCGUGAGAUUGCUUACUGGGCUGAUGGAUCUCUCAAGUGGACGGCUCACUCCAUCAGCGGUAACGUUCCUUAUAGCAAGGAGUAUGCGGUCAAAGCUGCACCAGCGCAGGAGAGAACAGCCGGUAUCAGAGUUCAGCGAGAUGGCACCUCCAUUUCGAUCACCUCGAAUCAAGGGCUCCAUCUCCAAUUUAAACAGACUGGAGGUUCCUCAAUACUUGAGCGACUGGAUAUCGAUGAGAACACCGUCUGCUGUGUGGUCACUCUACAUGAAGAAUGGGCAAAAACCAGUCUCAAAAAGGGUCUUUCCUACAUUCCUCCAUGGGACUCUUACUCGCUCACGCAACUCUCAUCAGAUGGCUUCACAAUCAAGAAACGAACAAAUCCAGGAUGCUCUUGGGUCAAGAUCACUGGAGGUGGACGAGCAGUUGGAAUUGAAUAUAUUGGAUCUGCACAGAAUGGCGGACUUGCCGUCGGCAUGUCGGACUUCUGGGAGCGCUAUCCAACACAGAUCGAACUCGACAAACUGAGCUCUGGUACUGGUGUCAUGAUAGUGUGGCUGUACUCGCCUCUCGCCGAGCCAUUGGAGACGGCACCAUACCAUGAUGGUCUCGCUCUGGUUCGUGACCCACCAAGACUAGUCGCGACAGCAGAGCACAUGUAUGCAGCAGGCGUGUUUCAUGGAUGUUGGUCUCCUAUUUCGCUCAAUGGACAUUGGGGCCAAGCUGCAAGAGCAGCUGAAGUUGAAAGAAAUCUGGAAACUUUGUUCAAUUUCUACAAGGGCCAGGUUGAACAACAUCGAUGGUAUGGAUUCUGGGAUUAUGGUGAUGUGCAGCAUACGUACGAUUCUUGUCGACAUGCGUGGAGAUAUGAUGUUGGUGGUUUUGCUUGGGUUAACUCUGAGCUCUCUACGGACCUGUGGCUUUGGCUCUAUUUCCUUCAUACCGGCCGAUCAGAUGUCUUCAAAAUGGCCGAAGCCAUGACAAGGCACACUGGUGAGGUAGUGAUUUAUCACUCAGGGAGAUACAAAGGAUUUGGAACCCGACAUGGUGUUCAACAUUUUAGCGACAGUUCCAAACAACUUCGAAUCUCGAAUGUUCUCUAUCGCCGCGUUUACUUCUACCUUACCGGAGAUGAGCGCGUUGGUGACUUGAUUUCUGAGCUUCAAGACUGCCAGAAGUCUCUCCUGGUAGUCGAUUCCCACCGCAAGGUACAAAGUCACGCUGAGAUUCCAGAAGGGUUUGCCAUGACGAACAUAGGCCUGGACUGCGGACCUCUUGCUGCUGCCUGGCUGACAGCUUGGAAAAGACGGAGUGACGGCUGGCAGACCUGCAAGGACCUCCUCAUCAAUCUUCUAGACGGCAUUGCUGACUUGAAACAUGGCAUUGGAAACAACGCAAUUUUAUUUAAUCCAACAAGUGGUGAAGUGCGAGAAUGUCCCCGGCCAACGCCAGAGUGGGCAAUCUCUCAUCUUUCUAUGCUAUUCGACUUCCCUGAGAUCAUGGCUGAGCUUUUUCAUUACGCGCAAGAGGAGUAUCCUUUGGUGAUACAGAAAUUCAACAAAGUUACAACGCAACGAGUUCGGCUUCGAGUUUCCUUCACAUGCGACAUGGAGACAAAUUCUUCAACUCUCACUGCUUUCGCGGCAGCUGAUUCAGAACCAAUCGAUGAGGAUCUUGCAACUGCUGCCUGCAAACAGUUCCUCAACACUGAUGGCUACACCGCGAAGCAGGACUGGAGGAUUCUGCAGACUUCGCCUCCGGAAUAUUUCAGUCACGGUGAGGAAGCUUCCUGGAUCAGUACAAAUGAGGUUGCUCGCUAUGGAGUUUCUGCUUUAGUCAACUUGGCAACCCUUGGACAGAGGUUUCGCGAGGUAUGGCUUGAAUCUGCUACAAGAUUGCGAGACGUCGUUUCCACGGCCAACCACGGCCACUUGAAGGAGGUCGUCAACAUUGUGAAGGGUACCUCGAUAUUCAAAUCUUGA